Messenger RNA from Nymphaea colorata (pocket water lily), 2329 nucleotides. Its product is annotated as pentatricopeptide repeat-containing protein At5g50990-like. Gene Ontology annotation, molecular function: RNA binding; protein binding; zinc ion binding. Gene Ontology annotation, biological process: RNA modification. The coding region runs from base 218 to 2152 and encodes 644 amino acids. The record is from RefSeq and is a predicted model, not a curated record. Lineage: Eukaryota; Viridiplantae; Streptophyta; Magnoliopsida; Nymphaeales; Nymphaeaceae. The transcript is spliced from 2 exons.
UUUUAUGUUGAUGAAUUCUAUUUUUUGUCUUAUAUUUUUCGUCUCCCCCUUCCAAAGAACGCCUCUCGUGUUCGUCUGUUUCUUCGAAAUCCAUAAGCAUUAAGGCUCCAUCAUCCUAUUUGUUGUGACAUGUGGCUGAUAGAUUCGUAAUCUAAGGAUUUGAUCUUGUGUUAUUUCUUCUUGUACUUUCUUCCCACGCACAAGAAACCGGAAGUGCAUGUUCGGGGGAGCGACGGUUCGAUUUGCUCGACGUUGUCUCUCCCGUUCUUCUACCUUGGAGGGGAGAUGUUUGAUGAAAUGGCCUGGGGAGGAAUUCAGAAGCCUUGCCGAAGUUUCUGUGUGGAAUGCCAUCCUGCGGGGAUGUAUGGAGAAGGGCGCACACGCUAAUGGGCUCUCUUUAUAUAGCAAAAUGCGACUUCAUGGAGUCAAUCCGGAUCACUACACGCUUUCCUUCGUUCUCAAGUUCUGUAGGCCGACCAAUGGAACACCAAUGUCCCUCAUACUCUGUAGAGGGGCUCAUAGCGACAUUGUAAAAUGUGGGUAUGAACCGGAUUUGCUGCUCGCAACGUCCCUUGUGGAGGUAUACUCUGCCGGGCGAUGUAUGGUCGAUGCACGCAGAGUGUUUGAUGAAAUGCAUGAAAGAGAUGUCGUCGCGUGGAAUGUGAUGAUACAUGGCUAUGUAAAAUCUGGUGAUACGAAGUCUGCUGUUUCUUUGUUUAAUAAGAUGCCACAAAGGAACAAUUUUUCAUGGAAUAUGGUCAUUGCAGCGAUGGCAAGAUCGGGAGAUUUAGAGGCUGCGCACAAGCUGCUUGCCAUGAUGCCUCAAAGGGACGCGGUUAGUUUGAAUGUGAUGAUUACAGGGUAUUCCCAGGUUGGGAAUUUGUUGAAGGCAAGGGAAUUGUUUGAGAGUGCAUCUAUCAGAGAUUUGGUGACAUGGAAUUCGAUUAUUGGAGCAUAUGCCGGAAAUGGGCAAAUAAAGGAAGCUUUGGUGCUCUUCAAGAGAAUGUGGGAUGAGAAUGUGGAGCCUGAUGGGUUCACAUUGACAACAAUUCUUUCAGUAUGUGCACGAGUUGGUGAUUUAGAUACUGGCGAGUGGAUCAGGGAGUAUAUACAGAGGAAGGGAGUCGCAUUGAAUUACAUAGUAGGGGCUGCUCUUGUAGACAUGUACUCAAAAUGUGGGAGAAUUAAUUCUGCGGAAGAGGUAUUUGAGUUGUCUCCAAAAUGUGAUGUCUCAGUUUGGAAUGCAAUGAUUGGCGGACUAGCAAUGCAUGGGCGUGCAAACAAUGCGUUUGAACUAUUUAAUCAAAUGUUGAAUGUGCAAAUUGAACCAGAUGCAAUCACCUUCCUAUCAAUGCUAAAUGCAUGUAGUCAUGCUGGUUUGGUUGAAAGAGGACAGACAUAUUUUGAUACUAUGAGAAGUGAAUACUUAAUUGUGCCACAGAUUGAGCACUAUGGGGCUAUGGUAGAUCUACUUGGCAGAGCUGGACGUGUAGAUGAAGCUUACAGUCUCAUUAAAAGCAUGAAUAUUGAAGCUGAUGCUGUAAUUUGGAGGGCUCUGCUUGGCGCCUGUAGAAUCCAUGGUAAUGUUAAGUUGGGUGAGCUUGCAACUAAGCAGAUACUGAAAUUGGAGCAGCGAAAUAGUGGUGACUAUGUGCUUCUUUCAAAUAUCUAUUCCACAUCAAGCAAAUGGCAUGAUGCUGAAAAUGUAUGGAAUGCAAUGAAGGAGAAAGGUAUUCCCAAGAACCCAGGAUUGAGCUGGAUUAAAGUGGACAAUGUAAUUCAUGAAUUCAUUGCGGGUGAUAGAACUAACCCUCAAUCUGAGAAUAUCUACCGAUCCAUUGUUGAGGUGAUGAAGCAAAUUAAAAUGGUUGGCUUUGUGCCUGCAACCAAUGCAGUAACAUAUGAUGUAUCAGAAGAGGAAAAGGAAGACGUUUUGUACUGUCAUAGUGAAAAAUUGGCGUUGGCUUUUGGGCUUCUUAAUACUAGCCCAAGAAGCACAAUUAGAAUUUACAAGAACCUUAGGAUCUGCCACGAUUGUCACUCUGUUAUGAAGUUUGUUUCAAGACUCUAUUCUCGAGAGAUAGUCAUCAGGGAUCGUAUUCGAUUUCAUCAUUUUGAAGGCGGCACAUGCUCAUGUAAAGAUUAUUGGUAGCCUUCUUUUUCUGUUUUGGUUGAAAACGGCAGUAGCAUCACUGGAGUCGAAGAGAUUACCGUCAGGUGAAAAAUGCAGUGAAACAAUCAACCAUUUACGAGGGCAAGAGUAUACUAUAAGGAAAGCACGAACUUAGAUUCCGAUAGACAGCAAAAUGUUGGUCCGCACAGUGGGUGC